This is a messenger RNA of Branchiostoma belcheri (Belcher's lancelet), 912 nucleotides long. Its product is annotated as leucine-rich repeat, immunoglobulin-like domain and transmembrane domain-containing protein 2. Gene Ontology annotation, molecular function: protein binding. Gene Ontology annotation, cellular component: plasma membrane. The transcript has 3 exons. NCBI's taxonomy places the organism in Eukaryota, Metazoa, Chordata, Leptocardii, Amphioxiformes, Branchiostomatidae. Bases 1 to 912 code for a protein of 303 amino acids. The record is from RefSeq and is a predicted model, not a curated record.
AUGCCGAACUUGACUCUUCUGGAUUUGUCCGACAAUCGUUUGAGAACAUUCCCGUGGUCUUCUCUGAGGAAUGCAUCAAACAUUUGUGAGUUAAAGUUGAACAAUAAUGAAAUUUCGAAAGUUGACGCCUACGUCGACUUCCCUGAGUCCUUGACGUACCUUUACCUUCAGUGUAAUCGCAUCACCACGAUUCCCGAAACCUUCUUACACGGAUUGAAGCCGCAAAAAGAGAGAUUCUAUCUGCGCAUUUGGAAGAACCCUUUCCUCUGUGACUGUAAGAUCCAGUGGAUCGCACGUUUGCUGCGAUGUGUGUGGGAACGCCGACAAGAAGGCUGUGUCAACGGUUCUCCCGGCAGAGAUAUGCGGUGUAUACAGACCAAGUGCAACUUCCACCCAAAUGGCGUUCCAGUCAUCCUGGACUGGCUUCAAAAAAACAAACUCAUUUCUGUAAAACAGCCGACCCUCGGAGAGAGUCUUAGAUGUGACUCACCGCAAGAAUUGAAAGGAGCUUUGUUGAGAAACAUCUCUCUACCGACAUGUGCAUCUGCCAACGAUUCUGCAAAUUCGCAACAAACGUCAGUUUCAGUUCCAGUUACAGAUAAUCUAGGGGUUCAAGAAUCUGAGAAGGCAUUAGCGGAGACAGAGCCCCCAACACUCGUUAUCAACAGCUGGGAGGGAACCACGGUCAACACUCCCGAACUUUCGCUCAUUUGGAAAAGGCUCAUAUCUGGCAUCCUUGGCGGAGCGCUGGCUCUCUUUGUUGCUGCCUUCAUCAUCAGAUGUAUCAGCCAUUGCAGAAAACGACGACAGACCUGGCUCAAUAACAUGGCCAGUGCUCCGACCUUGCCAACAAGAACCGGGAACCGUCUUCAAAUGAUAGUACCAGUGACCACCAGGCCCAUCACACCAUAG